Messenger RNA from Symbiodinium sp. CCMP2592, 1383 nucleotides. NCBI's taxonomy places the organism in Eukaryota, Dinophyceae, Suessiales, Symbiodiniaceae. The record is from the annotation of a GenBank genome assembly.
AUGAGUGGCCGCGGGGCUACUACGCCAGAGGAGAGAUUCGCUCUCAACGCUGCGCUCCUGUUGGCAGCCGAGAAACGCGGAGGAUCUGGCUCAUCUGGGAGGGCCCGGAGGAGUUUGCACCUGAAGAUUGUGGGUGGCUUUGCUUCUGAGCUCCGUGGACUCGCGGCACUUGAUCAGGCAGACCGCCAGAACUUGGAGACGGCCAACGCCUAUAUUAAUUGGCUAGAGCAGGGUAAUACCCCUGAUCGGUUUGAUCCUUUGCCCACUUUCCUUCCGUCUUCUGGUCCGACACUGUUUCCGCGGUCUUUUGCGCCGGCACCUACUGCCCCCGAGACCCCUCCUCCUGCUGAUCUUGUCCCUGAGACCCCUCCGCCUUCUGGUCUUGAGUCUCCUGGUGUAUCUUCUGCUGCUCCUAGUGGGCCUUUGGUUACGCCUCGCGAGCCGCCGUUUCCACCUCCUGCACGCCGUGCCUUGGGUAGUGAUUCGGAUUCGGUAAGGGGUGGAACUUCCGGUAGAGGGACUCUUCCGGGUGGUAGGUUACGUCCUCCCACGCCCCCUAAACCCAGAGGCAUUUCACCAACUUCGGCGCCUGGACUAGCUCCGUUUGUCCCUAUCGGGACUCGAGUGACGGUUACAUCUGCUAACCCUCUUCUUCGACAGCCUAAGCGGGCCCGAUUUGAGGAGGCGGCCGAACAUCUUGAGAAUCCACUUGAAAUCGCCGCGGAGCCAGCCGAGGAGGCUGCCGAGGAGAUUCUUGAACCGGCCGAGGAGGCUGCCGAGGAGACUCUUGAUACAGGCGCGACGGCAAGCGGCGGGGUUGGACCCGAGAGGGAGCGCGCGGCGGCAAGCAGCGGGGCUGUACCCGAGUUGAGGUUCCGGCCAGUGGCGCGUCAGGUGACUUCGCUUAAGGUUGCGGAGGGAUUGCUUCCGCCGGGUACUUCUGUGCUGCUGUCAUUGGACAUUCAUUUGGUCGCUGACCGCGACGAGGCGAGGACAUCUGCGUGCCUUGAGAGACUCUUGCGAGAGCACUCGGACUUGGCUGUGAUUUUCUGCUCGUACGCGGUGAAGCAAAAGACCAUUGAUAAGGCGGUCCAGUGUAUCCACCGUAUUUGUGAUCGGACGAUUGUGCGGCGCCCUUUGACCUUUCCCAUUUUCUUCACGACAUCCAAGAUUGCGCCGGGCACAGGCAAAGGAGCACAAUUGUCUAAGUUGGCGGAUAUCUUUAGCCGGUCGCGCCCCGCUCCACUGACUUUUUUGUAUCACGUGGACGAUCAAGAUCCGAUUUGCAAGAACGUGACAUCCUACGGCCAUCACGGUGUGCAUUGGGCGGAGGAGGACCCGCGUGCUUUGGAUCAGAUCGUGUGGGAGCUCUGCUGGCUCUAG